Messenger RNA from Caenorhabditis elegans, 1356 nucleotides. RefSeq names its product EF-hand domain-containing protein (gene R10E11.6). The record is from RefSeq and is marked reviewed. The transcript is spliced from 5 exons. The coding region runs from base 4 to 1119 and encodes 371 amino acids. NCBI's taxonomy places the organism in Eukaryota, Metazoa, Nematoda, Chromadorea, Rhabditida, Rhabditidae.
GAAAUGGAGGGAAAGCUCUCAAUGGACAGUCAAAUUUUGGAGGAAGUAAUAAGAAGUGGUAAUAUCCCAUGCCACGGGAGAACAGGAAUGCUGUGUGCUGGUGGAGGGCUUUUACCACCUGCACUGCUCGACGAGUCGCGGGUUCCCAAAUUUUAUUUGGAUGCUCUUGUCGCAAGUGGUGGUACUUCAUCUACUGCUCUUCCGAAUACAGGGCUCGUGUACAAUUUAAUGGGUACAUCCGGACUCCCAAAAGACGUUCUCUCACAUAUCUGGUCCGCCGUAAACCGUGCAAAACCUGGCCAAUUAACUCGACCGGAAUUCUUCUCACUUCUGGCUCUUAUCGCUCUCGCACAAAAAGGAGAAUCUCUAGCAGCUCUUUGUGCAAUGGAUUCACUUCCAAUUCCAUAUCUGAAUCCAGUUCAAGCAUUUCCAACUGCUUCAAAUCCAGCGCCUACUACGAACACUUCUUCAUCAUUUGUUCCAUUUGGAAAAAUCAAACCAUCAGCGUUUAUUCCAACAUCGCUUCUUCCACGUCGAAGUAUGAGAAAGAAGAAAGAAUCUGAUUCAAAAGAAGUUUCAGCUCAUAACUCUCCAGCCAAGGGAGCUGCUCAUGAUUUAGCAGGACUUGAUUUUGGAAGUGAUAUAUCGAGUAUGAAAGAAGAAAUUAAAGAUAUUAAUGAGACACCCACUCAAUCAUGUUGGAGAGAAACUGUUCAUGCAAUCUAUAUAGUCGUAGAAGAAGCUAAUCAAUUAUUUAAAGAUUCUAAAAAAGAAGUGAUUCAAGAGAUUUCGGAGACAGAGAAGGGUUCCGCGUAUUUCAAAAGUUUAUCAAAAGCAUUUGAUACAUUGGAAAGAGUUUGUAAAUCAGCUGGAGUUCAAUUAUCAGUACAAUCUACCAAGGAAGCAGAAUACUGUAGAAACUUGCGACGAAAAUGGGAAACUUUUAUGGAUACCACACCGGAGCAAAAUGUAGAAAUGACUGAUGAUAGAAAAUGCGCAAUUUGCUGUCAACCUGUUCAAAAUCCGAUCGACUACGGUGGGCAAUGUUUCGAUGUGACAUGUGCAAACCUGUGGGUGAAUGGAGUCAGUUCAACGCUUCCGAGUCUUCAUCUAAAAUAGCUUCACCCUCUUUUAAAUCUAUUCCAUGUAAAUAUAAUGUCUUUCAAUUUUCCCAUUAGUGGUUGUGAACCUUUUCUUCUAGUCCUUCCCUUUUUUCAUCGAGCUUCAUCUUUUUUUUGGUUGUGAAUACUAUAAUUUCAGGUUUAUUAUCGUCCUAGCAAUUGUUUAUUAUCAUAAUUUUCAUUAUCAUAAUCAUUUUUCAAUUUUUUUUCAUCUCUAAUAAAAUUACGGUUCAAA